Messenger RNA from Maniola jurtina (meadow brown), 1782 nucleotides. RefSeq names its product endoplasmic reticulum lectin 1. Gene Ontology annotation, cellular component: endoplasmic reticulum lumen. The record is from RefSeq and is a predicted model, not a curated record. The coding region runs from base 195 to 1757 and encodes 520 amino acids. The transcript is spliced from 10 exons. Gene Ontology annotation, biological process: retrograde protein transport, ER to cytosol; endoplasmic reticulum unfolded protein response. Lineage: Eukaryota; Metazoa; Arthropoda; Insecta; Lepidoptera; Nymphalidae.
UAAGUAAAAGUGGUCUUUUAACUUUAGUAGAGUAUAUUGUUUAAUUGAAGUAUGUGUCUACAAUUUGUGCAAAUAAAUUAUAAAAAUAAUUAAAUUUCCAGAUAUUGUACUAACUUUUAGGCUACAAUAGCAAUGUUUUAAACAAGCGUGCCUGUAAAUAAUUGAAUUUUGGUGACAUUAUUUUAAAAUUCAAGAUGAAACUUUUGUGUUUAUUUAUUUUAAGUGUAACAGUAUGUGUUUAUGGUAUUGAGCAUGAUUUCAAAGGAUUUGAUGAUAGUAUAUUGUUUGGAAUAGUGUGGCCAGGAACCUUAGAUACACCGGACAAGUUGUUAGAUGGAGAUGUAAAGUCAGAGGUAAAAGAUGUACUAGAAGUGACAACAAGUCAAAAAGAGAAAUAUAAGUGCCACUUACCAGUGCUACGUCCCAAUCAAUCAAGUACAAUUGAGAAUUAUGAUGGACCUUCACCUAUAAACCUUCUAAAGCCUCUCUUCUCACAAAAGAUCUGUUCUUAUAGACUGGAGAGCUAUUGGAGCUAUGAGGUGUGCCAUGGAAGGUAUAUCAGGCAAUACCAUGAAGAUAGAGAAGGUAAGAAUGUCAAAACUCAGGAAUUCAACUUGGGUAAUUGGAAUGAAGAGAAGCAAUCCAAAUUGGAGGAAACCUGGAAGUUGGCACUGGAAAGUAAGGAGACACCUAAAACAACUAAAGUCGAAGGACAGUUGCUAUCAUACGUUGAAAUGGUUAUGGAUUCAGGCACUAAAUGUGAUCUGAACGACAAGCACCGCCUCACGCGAGUCCGCUACGUGUGCUACAGCCACGGCCGCCACGAAGUCUACUCCUUCAAAGAGACCUCCACCUGCGAAUACGAAAUCAUCAUCCUGUCGCCCCUUUUGUGCCAACAUCCUCAGUUCAAACCCAAGGAAGUUGAUGAGAACAUCAUAAGCUGUUUGCCGAUCGGAGACGCGCCGAAGAAGCCAAGGAGUUUGUUGACAAGCGAAGUGGAGAGCUUGAAAUUCCACCAUCAGACCAUAAAGCUGAUGAAUGAUGAUAAGGAAGCUAGGGAUGUACUUGCUGUACUGAAAGUUGAAAAAAUCGAUAAGGACGGUGAGACCCACUUGAAGUUUGAGCUGCACCCGCUCUCGGAUUUGGAAAGUGCGGGUAUAACGGACGACAGCAAGGCCGCGCCGCUCAUUGACAAACCCUCACCCAUCACAGACGACUCGCCCGUUAGAGCCUUUCUGAACGGCGAGAACUGCUUAAAUGGGGGUACUGGAUGGUGGAAAUAUGAGUUCUGUUACGGCAAACACGUCAUACAGUACCACGUCGACCGCGCCGGGGAGAAGACCACCCUACUGCUGGGCAAGUUCAACGAGCAGACGCAUCUCGACUGGAUCAAGGAGAACAGAGGAAAAGCUCCUAAGCCUGUUGAUAAACGCACGUCAGUGUCCCACUUCUACUCCGGAGGGGACGUGUGCGACAAGACCGGCAAGCCGCGCCAGACGGAGGUCAAACUGAAGUGCCUGGAGAACUCGUCCAGCCCCGCGCAAGUUUCUCUCUACUUACUGGAGCCCAGGACUUGCCACUACAUCCUAGGCGUUGAAUCGCCAUUGAUCUGCGAUAUUCUACCUCUCGCGGACGAAAAUGGACUUAUCAAGUCGAACAAGUCUGCCAUUACGAUUCAGGACACUUUGGUGGAAGGCAAGGCAGAUGAAGAUAGUGAUAUUAAACAGAAAGAUGUGAACAAGUUUGGUUUUGAUUAAUUUAAUAAAUUACUUAAUUUAUUGA